Messenger RNA from Nestor notabilis (Kea), 1215 nucleotides. RefSeq names its product pannexin 3 (gene PANX3). The record is from RefSeq and is a predicted model, not a curated record. The transcript is spliced from 4 exons. NCBI's taxonomy places the organism in Eukaryota, Metazoa, Chordata, Aves, Psittaciformes, Psittacidae. Bases 1 to 1215 code for a protein of 404 amino acids. Gene Ontology annotation, molecular function: channel activity. Gene Ontology annotation, biological process: monoatomic cation transport; positive regulation of interleukin-1 production.
AUGUCCCUCUCGCACACAGCCGCUGAGUACAUGCUCUCCGAUGCUCUCCUCCCAGAUCCCGGCGGAUCCCGAGCCAAGGGCCUGCAGCUGGAGCUGCCCAGUGAUCGCCUCCUGAAAUUCAUCACUGUGGGGCUGCCCCUCUUCCUUGUCUCCCUGGCUUUUGCCCGGGAGUUCACUGCUGGCUCACAGAUCAGCUGCUUCUCCCCCACCAACUUCACUGGGAAGCAGUCAGCCUAUGUCGACACUGCUUGCUGGGACUCCCUUAUCCACCACGGCUUGGACACCGAGGGACACGCUGUCACCAAGUCCCUGUGGGUUCUCAAGGUCUUCCCCUACUCGCUGCUGGUGGUGGCGGUGCUCAUGUACCUGCCAUACCUGCUGUGGCGUUAUGCGGCCGCCCCUGCCCUCCACUCCGACCUCCUCUUCAUCAUCGACGAGCUGGACAAGUCCUACAACCGCUCCGUGCGCCUGGUGCAGCACAUGAGGAAGGUGCAACAGGCCAGCGCUGAGCCGCAGCGCUUCUGGGACGAGUACGAGAGGGCCCGCCAGGAGAGGUAUUUUGAGUUCCCGUUGCUGGAGCGCUACCUGAGCUGCAAGCAGCACGCUCACUCCCUGGUGCUCAUCUACAUCCUGAGGAACCUGCUGCUGCUCCUGUUCUUGGCUGCCACCUGCCUCUACCUGGUCUUCCUCCACCUCAACAUCUUCUUCCAGGAUGAGUUCAACUGCUCCAUCAAAACGGGGCUGCUCCAGGCAGAGCCCCACAUCCCACCGCUCAUCCCCUGCAAGCUGGUCUUCUUCUCCAUCUUCCAGCUCAUCAGCCUCUCGGUUGGUGGUGUCUACGUCCUCCUCAUACCCGUGGCCAUCUACAACGCCCUGCAGCUCUGCCAGUGGGACAAGGGGCUGCUCUCUGUCUAUGAGAUGCUGCCUGCCUUUGACCUGCUCAGCCGCAAGAUGCUCACCUGCCCCAUCAACGACCUCAACGUCAUCCUCCUCUUCCUCCGUGCCAACAUCUCCAAGCUCACGUCCUUCAGCCGCCUCAACGCCGUCAGCGCCCUGAGGGAAACCACCACCAACAAGGAGGACAUUGACACUGUCAUUGACUUCAUGACACUGCUGGCAGGGCUGGAGGCCACCAAGCCCAAGCACCACGCUUGUGCCCCCGAUGGCAGCACACCCCAACCCAACAGCGAGGCCCCAGGUAUGCGUUGGUGGUAG